AUGACAACAAUGCGGGGAUCUGGUUCCGAUCUUGUUCAGCGUCUAAAUGCCAUCUCAGAAGUCGAGAAAUCUAUAGGAAAUCUGCUACGACAUGCUCAAACAUGUAUUUCCGAGCUUUCAAAGGAAAAACAGAUUAGCAAAACAAAGAUGGAGGAGUCUUCACAAGCAUUCAAAAAAACGCUGAUGCAAGUUGAGAAGGAAUUGUCAGAACAGAUGUUAUAUCUCUCCAAUGUUUGCGUCGGUUCUGCCCAUCAAGGAUCUACAUUUGCAUCACAACAAAACAUUGCCUUAGCGGAAGCUGCCGAGGUGGACUUACAUCGCGAGCUCAAGAGCAUUAUGGAAAAGCAUUUUGGUGAUAUGGAUAUGAUUGACUGA
This is a messenger RNA of Necator americanus (New World hookworm), 375 nucleotides long. RefSeq lists its product as uncharacterized. Lineage: Eukaryota; Metazoa; Nematoda; Chromadorea; Rhabditida; Ancylostomatidae. The coding region runs from base 1 to 375 and encodes 124 amino acids. Gene Ontology annotation, molecular function: transcription coregulator activity. Gene Ontology annotation, biological process: regulation of transcription by RNA polymerase II. The record is from RefSeq and is a predicted model, not a curated record. Gene Ontology annotation, cellular component: mediator complex. The transcript has 3 exons.